Molecule: messenger RNA, 1648 nt
Organism: Diprion similis
Lineage: Eukaryota; Metazoa; Arthropoda; Insecta; Hymenoptera; Diprionidae
Gene: Su(P)
Product: prostaglandin E synthase 2
Exons: 5
Coding region: 33-1208 (391 amino acids)
Cellular component (GO): mitochondrion
Molecular function (GO): prostaglandin-E synthase activity
Source: RefSeq, a predicted model, not a curated record
AGUCGCCCGGCAGAUCGUCGUCUCCGCGAAAGAUGUCUGUAAUUUUCAAAGUGUCCCGAUUUCUUCUUAGAAAUCAGUCCCAGAAUAAAAAUGUGUACCAAAAACUUUACGUCGCCAGACUUUUUCAAACAGCAACUCACGAGGCAAAAUCCCCCAGCACGGUUAAGAUGAGCUUGAUCGGUGCGUCGGUCGGUGUUUUAGUCGGUGCAGGUUAUUCUUUCAAUAAAAUUAAUAAGGAUCGAAAAAACAUUGCCAAUGAAGGAACGCAGACUGAAAUUGAGGUGCUGAAAUCGAUGCCAGAUAUCAAGCCAUCCAGAAAGGUGAUUUAUCCUGGCGACAACUCCGGACUGAAGCUCACAUUAUUUCAAUAUCAAACAUGCCCGUUUUGUUGCAAGGUACGAGUAUUUUUGGAUUACCAUGGGAUAUCAUACAACGUAGUUGAAGUAGAUCCAGUCCUGAGAGAUGAAAUUAAGUGGUCGACGUAUAGGAAAGUACCGAUUCUUCUUGCCAAAGUAGAUGGAGGAUAUCAGCCAUUGAUUGAUAGUACCAUGAUAAUAUCCGUUCUUGGAACAAUUAUAGAAGACAAGCAUAAAAAAAUUGAAGACAUCGUCAGAUAUUAUCCAAAAAUGUUUUUCCGCGAUGCAAAAGGAACAUUCAAAGAAGAAAUUGUCAAUAAAUACUUCCUUAUGUAUCAAAACAAUCUGCCGAAAGAAAAGUCCAUGGAUUAUAUUGUAGAGGAACGAAAGUGGCGAAAAUGGGCUGACGAUGUCCUAGUUCACGUUUUAUCUCCUAACGUUUACAGAACCGCAACAGAAGCACGUCAAGCAUUCAACUGGUUCUCUGAUGUUGGUAGAUGGGAGGAAUACUUUCCAACGUGGGAACGCUUGCUCAUGAUCAAUGUGGGAGCCUACGCAAUGUGGCUGAUAUCGAAAAGGCUUAAAAAAAGACAUAGUCUCAAAGAUGACGUCAGACAGUCACUGUAUGAUGAAGUAAACCACUGGUUGAAUGGCAUUAGUGUUAGAGGAACGCAAUUCAUGGGUGGAAAAGACCCAGAUUUCUCAGACUUAGCUGUCUAUGGUAUUUUAAAAAGUAUCGAGGGAUGUGAUGCGUUCAGAGAUUUAUUAGAGCACACAAAAGUUGGUGAAUGGUUUGACGCUAUGCGAGAAAAAGUUGAUUCGAAUCACGGACGACAAUAUGUCAAGUAUUAAAUUAUUAUUACUAGGAAUAUGUAAGUGUAUGUAUUUACUUAUUUGUUAAUUAAUAAAUAUUCAUUAUAGUAUUUAAACAUAUGGGGUCGAACUUUGUACCAAUCACAAACUAGAAAUAAGAUGGCCAUUGCUAAUUAGAUGUAAUUGUUAUUGACUACAGAUAAAUUAAGUGCAUCAAAUUUAUUCACAAUAUUGGACUGUGUCUAGAGAAAAUUAGCCACCCUAAAAAAUUUAUCUUUGAACACGGUCCAACUGACAAACGAAUUCAUUAAAUACUUUCAUAGUAGGCAUUAAAUAAUAAUAGCUUAGUUUUAGUGGUUUUAGUCUAGAAUAUUGGACAAGCUAUUUGCUGAUAGUCUAGAAUAAAUCCUCUGUUUAGAACAUCACCAGUUUCAUCUCCGUUUGUAAUGACGUAAAGUACGAACGGUUUUGAAGAACCU